Messenger RNA from Acipenser ruthenus (sterlet), 1005 nucleotides. RefSeq lists its product as uncharacterized. The transcript has 4 exons. NCBI's taxonomy places the organism in Eukaryota, Metazoa, Chordata, Actinopteri, Acipenseriformes, Acipenseridae. Bases 31 to 972 code for a protein of 313 amino acids. The record is from RefSeq and is a predicted model, not a curated record.
GUAUACACUGUAUUCCGUUCAGACUUAACAAUGCUGUACACAAUCAUCCUGCUUCAUGUGUUCCAGAUGCUUCCAGUGCCCAUUUCCAGUGGAGUCUGGGUGCGCCAGUGGCCCACAGAGACCCGCAAACUUGUGGGACGUUCAGUUGAGUUUCACUGCAAAAUCGAAUCUGAUCAAGAACAAGUGCAAGAUUGCAACCCCUUCUGGUACAUCCCAGAUCCUGCAACCUCUAUACCUGUAAAGAACAUCAAGCAUGAAGGGCUAUAUGAAGGCCGCUUCACUAUAGGACACCACGCUGACACCAGCACAUCUCUGAACAUCACCAGCCUACAGAUGAACGACACAAACACAUACUAUUGUAAGAUGAUCUGUAACAUCAACGGAAAGGUGUUCAGAAAAUCUGGCAAUGGCAGCAGCCUGCAUGUUCUGGAAGAAGACUGGGACGAUUAUGGACUGCAAGUGCCCAUUUCCAGUGGAGUCUGGGUGCGCCAGUGGCCCACAGAGACCCGCAAACUUGUGGGACGUUCAGUUGAGUUUCACUGCAAAAUCGAAUCUGAUCAAGAACAAGUGCAAGAUUGCAACCCCUUCUGGUACAUCCCAGAUCCUGCAACCUCUAGACCUGUAAAGAACAUCAAGCAUGAAGGGCUAUAUGAAGGCCGCUUCACUAUAGGACACCACGCUGACACCAGCACGUCUCUGAACAUCACCAGCCUACAGACGAACGACACAAACACAUACUAUUGUAAGAUGAUCUGUAACAUCAACGGAAAGGUGUUCAGAAAAUCUGGCAAUGGCAGCAGCCUGCAUGUUCUGGAAGAAGACCGGGAAGAUUAUGGACUGCAAGACACAGAAGCUCUCGUACAUCUUUUGAUUGCCGUGAAUGUCUUCACUUUGGUUGUUACUACACUGAUUUGCUGUGUGUAUACCCUGAGAAAAGUGCUGCAAAAAACUGACUUGUCAAAUGGAAUGUAAAGCUGCUGCUUAAUUAUCCAAAUUGAAAUAAAC